Terrapene triunguis (Three-toed box turtle) is the source of this 2454-nucleotide messenger RNA. Its product is annotated as fibronectin type III domain-containing protein 7. The transcript has 12 exons. The record is from RefSeq and is a predicted model, not a curated record. Gene Ontology annotation, molecular function: protein binding. NCBI's taxonomy places the organism in Eukaryota, Metazoa, Chordata, Testudines, Emydidae. The coding region runs from base 1 to 2454 and encodes 817 amino acids.
AUGUGCAGUGGAAAAGGUAAACCUUUGGUACUUAUUGGAUUUAUCCUCAUGAGUCUUGAAAUGAUUGUUUCAGCUAAUACAGGUUUCUCUAUAUCCAUAUAUAAUGUGACAUCAAGAAACAUUUAUCUCAGAUGGUCCAAGUUUUCAGGAGCCGUUUCCUACAGAAUCACAGCAACCCCCAGGAACACAGUAGGCCACUCUUUGUUGGCGCAUUUCAGUGAUGUUCCUGUUAUAGGCAUUCUUACUUCACUAACUCCCAACACUGUCCACACUGUAAAAGUGGAAGCCAUUGAUAAGAAUGGAAUUAUCCUGGCGGAAGCACAGACUAAGCAGUUAACAGCUCCUGAGAUACCUGCUAUUGACCAAGCUUAUUCAAAACUGAGCAACAGUAUCACAGUGGAAUGGGCAGCUGUUCCUGGGGCUACCAGUUAUCUACUGUCUGCACAGGAUGGAGAGUCUUUCAUUGAAACUAUAGUCAUAAAUUCACCAGGCACAGUGACAGGAUUGAAGGCUGCUACACUGUACAAAAUCACCAUCAGAUCUAUAAACUCUGGAGGAAGAAGCCUACCUUCGCCUUCAAAGAAGGCAAAGACAGUCUUGGCUGCUCCGAUCCUGUCUGUAAGUUCUCCAAGUUACAACUCCAUAGUGGUGAGCUGGGGAGCUGUAUAUAUGGCAGUUGGAUUCUCUGUGUCCAUCAUGAGAUCAGACGGUUUAGGCAGUAUGAUGAAAGAGAACACCACCCAUACCUCCUUGGUAUUUACCAGUCUAGAUCCAGGAACUCUCUAUACCAUCAAGGCACAUGCCUGGAAUGUUAAUGGAAUACCUGGAGAUGAUUUCACGUACAACCAAAUAACAAGUCCUCAUGCACCAUCAGAUGUUCAAGUUGCUUUUGAUAGUGGAACUUUGAGGGCCACUGUUUCUUGGAUACCAACAGAGGGAACUUUAAAUUACAGUGUGACAGCCAGCAGUGGAGCCUCCAAACUGAACUGUAGCACAUCUUCCACUUCCUGCACUUUGUCUUCACUCCAGUGUGGAUCUGAGUACUCUGUUUAUGUCAUAGCCAAUAAUGGUGCUGGAUCCAGUAAACCUACAGAUGCAGUGAGUUUAAAAACUGUUCCUUGUGCACCAGGAAGUAUAACAAUAGAAGAGGACAACCCUGGUAAAUUGUCAGUGUCAUGGUCUAAUGCAGAUCUUGGAGAUUAUUACGUGGUUUUUGUGAAAAGUGAUGAUGGCUUGGAAGUGCACUGCAACACAUCCCAUACCCAAUGCCACUUCCAAUCAGAUUGUGGUUUCACCUACUUCAUUAGUGUCUUCGCAUAUAACAAGGCAGGGCAGAGUCCUUUAGGGGAUAUAUUCAAUUAUACGACUGCACCUUGUUGCCCCAGUGACUUUUAUCCAGUGUUUGUGUCCAGCGAUACAGUUGAAAUUGUCUGGUCUCCUGUCCGUGGUGCUGAAAUGUAUGAAACAAAAGCUGUUGAUGGGGUUGGUGUAGUAUUGUGUCAUGACACUGCCACAAUUUGCAUCCUGUCUGCAUUGCAGUGUAACACCCAGUAUAACAUCACUGUGUAUUCUUACAGUGAAAUCAGGGACAGCAAUACAUCAUGUGAAUCUAAAUAUGUGGCAACAGCUCCAUGCAGUCCUGAAAUAAAAAACGUCUCACAGGAUGAUCUUUCCAUAAUUAGUGUGCACUGGCAGGCCAAUAAUAAUGAAGCUAUAUACACUGUUACUGUUAGAGGAGAGGCUGGAUUGUGGCAUUGCACAAGUUCUGGAAAUUCCUGUAGCAUAACUGGUCUUCCCUGUGGAUCAGUUUUCUCUAUUAGUGCUGUGGCAAUUACCACAGCAGGGCAGAGCUUACCUAGUUACAGUGUUCCUUUAGAGACAGCUCCUUGUUGCCCUAAUGAUCUGACAGUAACUCAAGUGAUGCAGUCUAUAACAAAUAUCAGCUGGUCUGUUGGGGCUGGUGCAAAGACAUAUAUAACAAUACUGGAAUCACUGAAAGGACCAGCCAAGUGCCACACUCUCCAAAACCACUGUCUCCUGGGAUGCAUUACAUGUGGCACCAACUAUACAGUGUCUCUGAAAGUGAUUAGUGAAACUGGUUUGGCCUCAUACUGCACAUAUCAAGACUAUUCUUCCAGUGCUUGCUGUCCUUCUGGGGUGAAAUUAUAUAGACUGGGCAAUAAUGGUAUCCGAAUAUACUGGCGAGCUUCUGCAGGGUUGAUAAGUACAGAUCUAUAUGGAUCAAAAGGCAAUUUCACCUGUACCCCUACUUCAGGUUUGAGUUAUUGUGAUGUCACCGAGAUACCUUGUGGGGAUGUCUAUACAGUGGUAGUUUCUCCUGUUCCUGAGAAAGGAUCAAAGCUUACACUUUGCCCUAAAAAAAUAUAUUCAGUGACCUGCUCUGGAAGUUCUGUUGGAAUGGGUACGAGAAUGCUGUCAGCAUUUCACCUCUAA